This is a messenger RNA of Rubroshorea leprosula, 414 nucleotides long. The record is from the annotation of a GenBank genome assembly. Lineage: Eukaryota; Viridiplantae; Streptophyta; Magnoliopsida; Malvales; Dipterocarpaceae.
AAAUUGGGAUGAAAUCGACGGUUACUAGUGGAUAAUCAGUACCCAAACCGCGUGAUGAGUACCAAGAUUUUCUGGGUUCUUUGCUAUGGAGAAGCAAGGGGAAUAGAUGGAGUGGUAGAAAGAGGAAGAAAUAGGAAGGAGAAGGAAGGGAGGAAAAGCAGUGGGCUAACAGUGGUGGCGGUGGCUGUGGCGGUGCCGGAGAAGAUAAAGAAAGAUAAAGAAUAAAAGAAGGGAGAAGGGAUCGAGUUACAGGAGACAGGAGGACAGGAGAAAGGCUAGGGAUGAAAGAAGGUACGGGGAGGGUUAAAUGUGUAAUUUACUGAUAAUUUAUUUUAUUAUUUAUUCAAGCUAUUAAUUGUUCAUAUUAUUUAGCUUUAUCAUUUUAAUUCACGUAAGUAAAAUUUUUUUUUUAUU